UGGCUGCACUCGACGCGAGUUAGUUGCGGUUUAAGCGGCGAACGGUGCGGAUCUAUCAAGCGGUACGAGAAAAACGAUCACCUGCCAGCCGCCAGUGGAAAACCCUGCAAUCAAGGCAAAAUUGUUUGGUCAAAAUCAACAACAACUUCCGCAAAACGAUUCCAAUAAUUCCUCGCCCAAAAGAAAAAAAAAGUUCAAUAAAAGACAAUUACCACUAAAAUAGGAGGGAAAAGAGACGGCCACAAUAGAAAGAAAAACAAUAACCGCAAAUUAAAUAUACGUAAACCAUAAUUAUGACAAAAUGAGUUUGUCGACAGCAGCAACAGAAGCAGCAGCCACAACAAAAGCAACAAAGAGCAGAUUCUACAGCAUGCGGGCGGCUAACAGAGUGCUAACAGUGCUGUUGGUGUAUGCCUUAACAGUGCUUUUACAGUUUGUUAGUAAUGCCAGCGGCCUGAAAACUGUAAAUACUACAGAAGGCUUCCAAACUGUAAAUGCUUCAGCAGGAGAUACUUUCUGUUUGUAUCAAGAGCACAAUACCACCUACCGCAGAGAGCUGGGGGCCGUGUGGUUUGCCUCUCAGGAUCCCUGUCUGGUGUACUCCUGUGCGGCGGGAGUGGCCAAGGAUCCGCAGGCCCAUAUUGUGGUCACCCAAGUGGAUUGCAGUGAGUUCUACUGCGAAGUGGGUUCGGAGCUACGCGAAACCGAUGGCAGCUGUUGUGGCGAGUGCGUGCGCACCCACUGCCAGCACAAUAAUACCCUGUAUGCGGUGGGCGAGUCCUGGCACAACGAUGCCGACUGCACGCUGCUCGAGUGCGGUCGCCUGGACAGUGGCCAGAUCAUUGUCAACACCUAUCAGCGCACCUGUCCGCCGCUGGAGGAGGAGUGUCCUGCCUCCAGGCUGGAGCUCAGGAACUGCUGCCCCUUCUGUCGACCCCUGAAAUCGGUUCGUGUGGAGCAGCUGGACGAAGGGGAUGACACGGAUGACACUUGGACAGCCGAAUGGUACCGCAUGCAUCCCUGUCGCCGCGACUGUCAGGCGGGAGCCGAACCCCUCACCUGUCGCUACACUUUUGUUGUGGAAUGGUAUCAGACCUUUGCGAAAGCCUGCUUUGAUUGUCCCCUCAACCUGACGGACUGCUCGCGGCCCCACUGUGUCAUGGGGGAUGGCCUGGAGCGGGGCAUCACUGUCGUGAAUCGCAUGAUGCCCGGUCCCGCGAUAGAGGUCUGCGAGGGCGAUCAGAUCGUUGUGGAUGUGAAGAACAGUCUGCUCGGCGAGAGCACCUCCAUCCACUGGCACGGACUGCACCAGAAAGACAGUCCGUAUAUGGACGGAGUGCCGCACAUCACCCAGUGCCCCAUCACGCCACAUGCCACAUUUCGCUAUAGUUUUCCCGCGGAUCUGUCGGGCACCCAUUUUUGGCACUCGCACACGGGCAUGCAGCGGGGCGAUGGGGUUUUUGGAGCUCUGAUCAUCAGAAAACCCAAGAGUGCCGAGCCACAUGGUCGACUGUACGACCUGGAUCUCAGCGAACAUGUGAUGAUUGUCCAGGACUGGAUCCACGAGCCGGGGGCCAGCAUCUUUGCGAGUCAUCAUCACUCGCGAGGAGACAACAAGCCCCACAAUCUGUUGAUAAAUGGCAGGGGACGGUACUACAAUCGGAUCUGGGCGGAGGCCAAGAAGGAUCACCAAUUAGCCAGAGGAAAAAUGAGCACGAAACCACUGAACCCGCUGCCCAAAUCAGAGGUGGAUGUAAUCCAAACACUGCCACGUUCUGCGCGUCUGGCAAAGAGCAACACCACGCGACUUUUUCCGGUGCCCAAUCCAGAGAAACUCUCGCGGCAGAAGCGUGGCAACCUCAACGAGAUCCCCCUGGAACUGGUGCCCCAUCAAGUGUACAAUGUGCAGAGAGGCUUUCGGUAUCGCUUCAGGAUCAUCAAUGCGGAGUAUCUCAAUUGUCCCAUUGUCGUGUCUGUGGACAAGCACAAUCUCACAGCCAUCAAUUCCGAUGGCUUCGAUAUCGAGGCCAUGGAGGUGGGUUCCAUUGUGACCUAUGCCGGAGAGCGCUUCGAUUUCGUGCUGAAUGCCAACCAGGAGGUCGGCAACUAUUGGGUGCGGCUCAAGGGGCUGAUGGACUGCAGCGAGGUCUUUACCUCCGCCUUCCAGGUGGCUAUCCUGCGGUACGAGGGCGCCCCCGAUGAGGAGCCCACCGCGGAGCUUAGCUACGCCCACAAGGCGGAGGGCAUCGAACUGAAUGUGAUGAACCGCGGUCCGGGAUACCCCGAUACCAAGACAGUGGCCGAGAUGAGAGCUCUGCCCAUUUACGAUCAAGUGCCAGGCAUCGAUCAUGAUACCCUCGAACCGGAGGCAGACUUCAAGUUCUUUGUUUACUACGAUUUCUAUGCCAAGAACAAUCCGGAGUUCCACGACAAGGAUCUGUAUGCCAUGGACAUGAACAUGACCCAAUCGAAUCGACUGUACACGCCGCAACUGAAUCACAUUACCCUGAAGUUCCCGUCGCUGGCGCUGUUGCCAUCCCGCAAGCAAUUGAGCGACUCGGACUUCUGCAACGAAACGAGUCUCGAGCAGCAGGGCAUCGACUGCAGGACAGAGUUCUGCAAGUGCCACCACGUGUUGCAAGUGCCCCUGAAUGCAGUCGUGGAGCUGAUCAUCGUGGAUGAGGGUUUUCAGUACUAUGCGAAUCAUCCUUUCCAUCUGCAUGGCAAUGCCUUCCGAGUCCUGGCUCUGGAGAGAUUGGGCGAGAACGUCACCAUUGAAAUGAUCAAAUCUCUUGAUCGUUUCAAUUUGCUGAAGCGGAACUUUGUGAAUCCUCCCGUCAAGGAUACGGUGACCAUUCCGGACGGAGGCUAUACCAUCAUCCGCUUUGAGGCCUACAAUCCUGGCUAUUGGCUCUUCCACUGUCACAUCGAGUUCCAUGCGGAGAUCGGCAUGGCUCUGGUCUUCAAGGUGGGAGACGAUGAUCAAAUGGUACCCGUGCCAGAUCACUUUCCCACCUGCGGGGACUACAAUCCGGACUUGCGAUCCGAUGGGGAGGGAACCACUGAGGGCACAAGCAGACCCCCAACAGCAGCUCCUCAGGAUACCGAUGGAGGAGUAAAGGGACUGGCAGCCAACUCUAAGAUGAUGGCUUUGAUCUUCAGUUUACUUCUCCUGAGAUUUGGGCACUGAGAAGUGGUUCUGACACGGAGGUCAACCCCCAUACUUGCCAAGCGAAAUUCAGAGAUUAUUUAUUCGGAGGAGCAGCAUUAAUCUUAAUCAAUUUGAGAUCAUUUGUAAAUAUUUUCCAUAGUCGUAUCGUUGCCUCAUUGUAGCAUCUAAACAUCUGUGAUUGUCUAAGAAAAUACUUAUUGUUUAUUAAGCACAAAAAUUCUAUAAAAAAUUGUAUAAGAAAUAGAAAAAGUGCAAACAUUUAAAAGCCUUUUCUCUAUUUUUAGAGAUGUAUACUUUCAAGGAUCGUUUACAAAAUUUAUUCCUAAGAUUUCAUGACCCCUUCAUUGUGUAAAUCCUUUCAUAGUGCGUUCCUAAUGUUUCAGAUAGAGGAUCGUGUAGAAUAGAACACAAAAAUAUACCUGAAAAUAUGAUGAAACUUUCCCCAAA
Molecule: messenger RNA, 3619 nt
Organism: Drosophila miranda
Lineage: Eukaryota; Metazoa; Arthropoda; Insecta; Diptera; Drosophilidae
Gene: Mco1
Product: laccase-2
Exons: 5
Coding region: 302-3190 (962 amino acids)
Biological process (GO): iron ion transport
Cellular component (GO): plasma membrane
Molecular function (GO): oxidoreductase activity; copper ion binding
Source: RefSeq, a predicted model, not a curated record